AUGGCUUCCCAUGGAUCGAUCACGACUAUCAAUCCAAUAGAUCAGGUAUCUUCACCACAUAUACUUUCGUCGUCGCAUUCAUCCCUUUCUCAUUCCCUUUCAUCAUCCCGUCGUAGUUCGCAAAUAUCAAAGACUUAUCGUCAAGCUUCGACUCUCUUUCUCACACGUCGAUUACCCGAAUCGCUUUCAACUAUCUUACCAGUAAUUACACCGUCCUCUUCUUCCGACACGGAAAAUACCACUCCUGAUGAUCCCGCCAAAUCUUCGGCUCCAAUAUCAAAGGCGUCUCGUACUACUCGUAUCAAAGUCUGGAGUCUGUACCUUACAAUAUUGAAUGCGAUUCUUGAAUUGGAUCCAGCAGAAGGAAAACAAGCAUUUGGAACCAGUCAAUUUAGAGCACUGGUCGCAAAGGUCAGGGACGGAGAAGUUUGGGAAGAGGUAGUGAGGAACGGAUAUCACGGAAUCGAAGGAGAUGUAGAUUCAGAUGUCGUUAUAAACCUAGCAACUCUUCUCCUAGCCCAUGCUCGUUCCCAAAAGGUUAAUCAGACUCGCCUCGAGACUUAUCUCGCAACAUCCGAUACCAUAUCCCUUUCUAUGUCCCAAUCCUCUACACCUACCACCUCAAAUCCAUUUCCAGGUUCUAAACGUCGCUCCCAGCCCGAAACAGAUACACCAAGAGAUCUCAACGCCCGAGUCAAGAUACUAGAACUCUAUACUCUGCACGUCUUACUUCGAAAUAAUGAAUGGGAUUAUGCGAAAGAAUUCAUUACCAUUAGUGAAGUUUUGGAUGACGAAAGAAGAGAGGCUUUCCUCGGGGCCUUACGAAGUCUCAAGGAGGAAAGUGAGGAAGGGGAGAGAAGAGAAAGGAUGGAGAAGGAAUACCGAGAGGAACAACUCAAGAAAGAUAUAGAAGAAAGCCGACGUCGACGAGAAGAAGAAGAAAGGAGACGAGAAGAAAUUGCUAAAAAGGCCAAAGCAAGUGCAAGGGGAACCUCAGAAAUCGACUUUGGAGUUGAAGACGAAGCUGCAGCUAUGAACAACGGAUCCGUAACAUCAUCCUCAGCACCCAAUAAUCCUCGACAAUCCAAAAUCUCCAAAUCAUCAAGCACCAAACCACACUCUCGGAAAUCAAUAGAAGAAAAGAAACAGAAAACCAUGGUAGAAAAAAUGGGAAUCAUAAUGCGUAAUUUGAAAUUAGUACUGGAAAAUAUAGGGGGAAGUCUUAAUUUGAAGAAUCCAAUGGUAAUGUUAAGGAUGGUAGCUUUCGUUAUUGGAAUACUAGUGGUUUUUGGAAGGAAGGAAGUUCGAGAAAGAACAAGGAGGAUGAUGAGUGAGGGAUUGGGAAGAGUCAAGAAGACGAUUGGGAUGGGGGUUAAGCAAGCGAGGGAAAUUUUAGGGAGAGGAGUGGAGGAGUUUACUUUGUGUGAGAUUCAUUUGUUUUGUAGUGGUGAAUGCAGAGAAAGGUUGAGAGGAGAAAAAGGGAAGAGAAGAGAUAUGAAAUAG
Molecule: messenger RNA, 1503 nt
Organism: Sclerotinia sclerotiorum 1980 UF-70
Lineage: Eukaryota; Fungi; Ascomycota; Leotiomycetes; Helotiales; Sclerotiniaceae
Exons: 3
Coding region: 1-1503 (500 amino acids)
Source: RefSeq, a predicted model, not a curated record